Messenger RNA from Platichthys flesus (European flounder), 2451 nucleotides. It is a transcript of the gene tmem209, whose product is annotated as transmembrane protein 209. The transcript has 15 exons. The record is from RefSeq and is a predicted model, not a curated record. Gene Ontology annotation, cellular component: membrane. The coding region runs from base 111 to 1787 and encodes 558 amino acids. NCBI's taxonomy places the organism in Eukaryota, Metazoa, Chordata, Actinopteri, Pleuronectiformes, Pleuronectidae.
GCCGCCAUUAGACCAAGAAGAAGAAAAUCCUGCACCUUCCGGUUAAGUACAAAUUAUGCAGCGCUUCAGUUGUUAUUCACUUCAGCGUGCCUGAGCAGAGAGGUGGCGCCAUGUUGAGCCCACAGAAGGAGGGGAUGCCCAGUAUGAUCGACAGCGCGCUGAGGAUGAGGAGAGAGGAGCAGGCUCGACAGGUGGUCCUCGCCUGGGCUGUGCUCAACGUGUCUCUGGCCGGGAUGAUUUACACUGAGAUGUCGGGGAAAUUGCUAAGCCGAUACUUUAACGUCACCUACUGGCCCAUUUGGUACAUUGAACUGGUGCUUGCCUCCCUCUUUAGCCUCAAUGCUCUUUUCGAUUUCUGGAAAUAUUUCAAAUACACCAUGGCUCCAUCCACCAUUGCUGUGUCCCCCCAUCAGCAUCGUCUCCUGGGCCUGAGGAACACAAGUAUUCAGGCCUCUCCGCCACAGAAGCCAGAAAAAAAGGAGACCCCGGCUCCAGACCAGUCAUGUCCCUUGCAGGGUCAGAGUGUUCUGAGUUUCAGCCCCUCCAGACCAGCCACCACCAGCCCCAAGUUCUCCCCCAGUUGUGUAUCUGGGUACAGCCCUCCCCUCGGCAGUCCAUCCACCCCAAACAGCGCAGGGGGACCCUUUUCCCCCUCUGUGGCCUUUGGAAAGGUGUUGAACUACAGCCCCUCCCCUGGUUCCUCUCCCUACCCCAGCAGCAUUGGUCCAGCAGAGGGCUCCAGCCUGAGGGCUCGAUACCGCACUUCACCCUCAGUGUUUAACUCCCCAGGAAGCAAGGAGGACUACAUGGAGGAUUUGAAAAGUCUGGAGAGGUUCCUCCGCACAGAAGAAGAGAAGGGUCACCGCAGCCAACUAGGAAGUCCAGAGUCUGUGUCUCCAAACCACAGUCCAACAUUUUGGAACUACAACCGCUCUGUGGGGGAUUAUGCUCAGAGUCUGAGGAAAUUCCUGUACCAGCCAGCCUGCCGCUCUCUGGCCCCGUCCGCCCACAAGGAUGAGACAGACCUGGGUUCCAAACAGGCUGCAGAGGAGGUGUGGGCCAGAAUCACAACCAGUCGCCCGGUAGUGGACCGCAUCGACAGCUGGACAGCCAAGCUUAGGAAUUGGAUAAGUGACACAAUCUUGGUCCCUCUGGUGAAGGAAAUAGACUCUGUGAACAGCCAGCUCAGGAGGAUGGGCUGCCCUGAGCUCCAGAUAGGAGAGGCCAGUAUAAGCAGCCUGAAACAGGCAGCGGUGAUGAAAGCCUCAUCCAUACCCACCAUGAACUCUAUUAUCCAGUACCUGGACAUCACACCCAACCAGGAAUAUCUUGUGGAACAGAUAAAAGAGCUGGCUCACAGCGGCUGCAUGAGCUCCUUCCGUUGGAACCGGGGUGGAGAUCUGAAGAACAGGAAGUGGGACACAGACCUCCCCACUGACUGUGCUAUCCUCAUGCACAUGUUCUGCACAUACUUGGACUCCAGACUACCCCCUCAUCCAAAGUAUCCAGACGGGAAGACGUUCACCUCACAGCACUUCAGCCACACCCCAGACAAACCUGAUGUAACCAAAGAGAACCUCUUCUGCAUCCACCAAAGCAGCACCACUCCUCCUCACUACCAGUUCAUCUACCAGGGACACAUCUACAGUCUACCCAAAGGCCGGAACAACCUGUUCCAUACGAUCCUCAUGUUUCUCUACGUCAUCAAGGCCAAGGAGUCGGGGAUGCUGGGGAGAGUUAAUCUUGGCCUCUCUGGUGUGAACAUCCUGUGGAUAUUUGAAGACUGAUGCAUUGUAAUUUACAAGCUGCCUACACUGGUUGGAGUAUCCACCUUAGCAGAAGGACUGCUCUUUACGGGACACAUGGGGGUGGAAAAAGCGCUUCUCUCUGACAAGAAAUUCAUAUUUUUGGACAGUUUCACAAUUUAUAUCUACACAUUGGCAGCAUGGGGUAUUUUCAUUGAUGCAAUGCUGUAACACCACAGUGUGCUUAUGAUACAAUCCAUAGUUGCAUUUUUAACAUUGUUUGGUUUUCUGAUUUUUUUUUUUUUUGAGAAUGCACCAGCAUUGUAGCCUUGUAAAAAAUAUACCUUAUAACAGGUGGAUUGCAAAGGGUUAAGGCUUGAAUGUAAAUACAGUUUUGCAGCUUUUUCUUGUUUGUUUAUUGUCUAAAUUGUUGUUGAACGAAUGACAUACUCCCGACAUGUGCUUGAAUUUACUUUAAAAAAAUUGACCUGUGCAAAAUGCGUCAAUGCUCCAAUAAUGUAAUUAUUGGAGUUUUGCUUGGUCACAAAUUUUUGUCUGUGCACAUUAUCAUGUUCAGUGUUCAUUUUAAUUGUGACAGAGAACAGAUGAAAAGCCUCUGGAUACAUGUCUUCUACAAAGGAGCUUUGGGUGUAAUUUAUCCUGACCUCUCAUCACCAUUCAUUAAAUUUAAUACUUUUUCAUCUUU